Zophobas morio is the source of this 1206-nucleotide messenger RNA. RefSeq names its product protein phosphatase inhibitor 2 (gene I-2). Gene Ontology annotation, molecular function: protein phosphatase inhibitor activity. The record is from RefSeq and is a predicted model, not a curated record. The coding region runs from base 166 to 678 and encodes 170 amino acids. Gene Ontology annotation, biological process: regulation of signal transduction. The transcript is spliced from 2 exons. NCBI's taxonomy places the organism in Eukaryota, Metazoa, Arthropoda, Insecta, Coleoptera, Tenebrionidae.
CGAAAGAUGAAUUGGAUAAACAAUGAUGAAAGCAAAACAAACACAGCGGAGGACGAAAAAUCGAAACCCGUACAAUGGAAAAUUUAAGACGGGAGGAUUACGGAGGUGGGAAGUGGGGCGGUGGCCGUAACCGUAGCCACAACAUGUCAAAUUCUAGUAAUAACAAUGGCAGAUAAGUUACUAAAAAAACCCUCAAAAGGGAUAUUGAAAAAUUCGAGCAGCUUCGACAAACAGGAUACACAAAGAAAAUCCUUAAAGGGCACGACGUGGGACGAGAUGAACAUCCUGGCGACGUUACAUCCCGCGGACAAGGACUACGGCCAUAUGAAGAUCGACGAGCCGAAGACUCCGUACAACUUCAUGGACGCAGACCACGUCGAUGGGCUCAAUCUGGCAGCUCUCGAGGAGAAGAUGAGGGCCAGCGGGAAUGAACCCCCGAAGGCGCUUCUGGGGCAAGACGACUCGGACGAAGACGACGACUUAACCCCGGACGAGAAGGCCAGGAAGCGGGAGUUCCAGAAUAGGCGCAAGAAGCACUACAAUGAGUUUUAUGCGGUGAAGCUAGCUCGGAAGCUGCUGGAGGAGGAAGACGAUUCGGACACUUCGCCGAAAGGGUCGCCUUCCCCCAAACAGAGUCCAAAACAUAAGGCACAGAAUCAAAGCACUUCGAAACAUUAAUUGCCAAAUUCGAUUUGUUUAAUAGUAUCAUUUCCCAUGUCUUGUAGAAGCGGAAUCGACGAUUAUGCCAUAAGAAAGUGAUAAAUUUUUGAGAUUUCGCUGUUUUUUUAAGCGCUGAUUUAAGCUCCAUUGGCUGUGGUGAUAGUUUGCUAAUGUUUUAAUACUGUUACCGAAUCGGUAUCAUUUGCUUUUUUUUCUGGGUUGUAUUACAGGCCACGACCAAAAUUUUUAUGUUACGGUUUAUUUACAGACGAGCAACUGACGCUGGCGGGAGUCAUAUUUUUUAUAAAUACAUAUAUUUAGAUAUCAGAUCUUUUCAGGUUAUUAUUUAAUUAAUAUUUAUUUGUUUAGUUUAAAUAAAUGUGAAAAGUUGUAUAUUCUAGUUAUUUCUAUAAAGCAAAGUCGAGUUAUUGUGUAUAGAGAUAAUAUAAAAUUCAAGACCUAAUAAUUAUUAUUAAGUGUUUCAAUUGAAAAUAAAUAAAAAUCGGAUUCUAACAUGUAAAGUCUCAAUAAAGACAUAUUGAAAUA